AUGCUGGACACAAACACUGGAAAGGGAAGUGUGUUUAGCAUUGGAGUGACAAAUGUCUUUCGAGAUCUAAUGGAUUUGUUAUUGAAAUUAAUAAGGCCGGAUAAAGGAAAAAAACAAAUGGUUAUACCUGUUGCAUUUUUAUCGUUCUUUAUUCAAGCACGCGAUUUCGUUGACAACAAGACAACGAAAUUACCAAUAUUAUCAAUUGAUGAACAUAGUGAAGAUGUGGAGGAAAAGAAAAGUUCGAUGGCUAUAUUUUUCAUACUUAUGGUGAUUGCUGUAUCAACGCUGGUUGUUCAUAUGCUUAUCGUGUCCAAACUAUAUUUUAUACCAGAAAGCUUAGCCAUAGUGAUUUUAGGGGACAAAAGAGAUUGGACAGAGGUGGAAACACUUAGUCCCAAUAUAUUCUUUCUUGUUCUUCUUCCACCAAUUAUUUUCGAGAAUGGUUAUAAUCUGCACAAAGGCGAUUUUUUCACAAAUAUGUUCCCGAUUUUAUCAUUUGCUACACUUGGGACUGUAAUAUCUGCUUUAACUAUUGGUUCGGCGCUGUACAUCCUUGGCCAGGCAGAUUUAAUAUACAAAAUGAGUGCCGCAGAGAGUUUUGCAUUUGGCUCAAUGAUUUCUGCUGUGGAUCCAGUUGCUACGCUUGCCAUCUUUCAAGCAUUAAAUGUUGAGCGAAUGCUAUAUAUGCUUGUUUUUGGUGAGUCCAUGCUUAACGAUGCCGUUUCCAUCGUUCUCACGUCUACUUCUCUGGAAAUGUCUCUCCAGAAUGUUACAUCUUCAACAUCAGGCAGCUUGUUUUUCCCAGUAAUCUCCAGAUUUACCUAUAUUUUUCUCAUAUCUGCUCUUCUUGGUGCUUUUAUUGGAUUUCUUUCAGCGCUGUUGUUCAAGUACGUCGAUCUACGUAAAACUCCAUCGCUGGAGUUCGCUUUGUUACUUAUAUUUGCAUACUUGCCGUAUGGUCUUGCAGAAGCCAUUUCACUUUCAGGUAUAAUGGCAAUUUUGUUUUGCUCGAUAACCAUGUCUCAAUAUACUCAUUUUAAUGUUUCACCUAUAACACAAAUCACCAUGCAACAGACGUUCAGAACAUUGGCAUUUGUGGCAGAAACGUGCACGUUUGCAUAUUUGGGACUGGCUUUAUUUACAAUCAAACUUCAAUUUCAACCAAUGUUUGUAUCAUGGAGCAUUAUGCUUUGUUUCGUUGGCCGUGCGUUCAACGUAUUUCCUCUUGCUUAUUUAGCCAACAAAUGUCGUCGUCCUCAGAUUUCUAUGAAGAAUCAAUUCAUAAUGUGGUAUAGUGGUAUGAGAGGAGCCGUCGCAUUUGCAUUGGCUUUGCACAUAUCAAUAGAAAACGAAGAAACAAAAAGAGUUUUGUUGACAACAACGCUUUUUAUCGUAUUAUUCACCAUCAUUUUUCUCGGCGGUACAACUUUACCUGUGCUGCGAAUGCUAAGCAAUGUAUUCCCGGAUAGAAAGCAGCGAAAGAGUAUAGGAAUACAAAUUACGAGUGAUGGGGAUAAGUCUGCCGUGCUGCUAAGUAAAACGCAAGAAAUGUUUAUAUUCGACCAAUCGGAACAUUUGACUUCUGACACAGAAGAGAUUGGUAACUUUAGCAAAUAUGAAAGACAUACAUAUAAGGGAGCUGCUUACAAAUUUAACGAGUUAUUUGUACGACCACUCUUUGUUCGAAGAUAUACGCCACAGGAACAACAGGAGAAUCGAAUGGAUAUGCAUCGAAUUACAAGUAAAAUACUCAGUACAGGUUCUGGUGGUCUAACCCAACAGUUCUCUGCCGAUGAAGCAUCCAUUAGUUCUUCUUCAACAGCCCAGCCGUUACUGUAA
Cercopithifilaria johnstoni is the source of this 1842-nucleotide messenger RNA. NCBI's taxonomy places the organism in Eukaryota, Metazoa, Nematoda, Chromadorea, Rhabditida, Onchocercidae. The record is from the annotation of a GenBank genome assembly.